Messenger RNA from Moneuplotes crassus, 1377 nucleotides. The record is from the annotation of a GenBank genome assembly. NCBI's taxonomy places the organism in Eukaryota, Ciliophora, Spirotrichea, Euplotida, Euplotidae.
AUGGAACGUCAGAAUUUUAGAAUUCCUGCUUGGGACAACUUUUCACAAGAUUAUGAGGAAACAGAGGCAGUCAGAAGCCCUAGGUUUCAUAUCAAAGACUUGCUUAGAGUGAAAGAGGAGUUGAAGUUAAAUGAACAAAGAGUCAACAAUAUUACAGUAGACCCCUCAUGCCCAAUGAUUCCAAUCUCUCCUAUGAGUAGAGCAGAACUCUCUACUCUCAAUAAUGAGGAUCAAAGAGUGAUGACUCGUAGAAGGAAAGGAAGGAGGAAUCAAAUUAAGAACCUAAAAAGAAUGAUACUCCAAAAGAAAAUUAGGAAGAAGAAUAAUAGGGUAAAAAGUCAGGACCAUAGAAAGGCUUUAAACAAAGGACCAGAUUUAUCAGGACAGAUCUUGGAAGCACACCAAGGUGCUAUAAUUAGUCUGAUGAAAGUCUUUUUGGGCCUCAAUAAAUAUUCGGCUCAGAAUUGUAGGAUUCCAGACUCUGCUGAAUUUAUUAAUAAAUUCAAACAUGAGAUAAGAAGAUUAGAGGAGUUUAGCAAAAACUUUUCCUCACCCAAGGGUUUAUUUCCAAAUGUCCCAGAUAUAGUCGAGAAUUUUAUCAAAAGCUUUUAUCGUUUGAGAUAUUUGCAUAAGCAAACUGGCAGAUUUAAGUCUUGCUUUAUUUCCCGCUGCAGAGACUCCAGUUGAUUCAGCAAAGAGAAAAUUGGGAAAAUAUGUAUCCGUGCUCAUGGAAAUCAGAGAUUAAGGAAUGAAGCAGAACCAAUUUCGUUCAAUCAGAUUUAUCAAAUAUUCAAACACAGAUUAAAUAAAGCUCAAAAGCACAUCCAAGACCUCGAGAAUGAGAUUAAAACUAAUAGUGAGAUACCCAACCUUGUGGAAGAAUUAAAGAAAAAACUCAAGAAAAGUGGAAUCAAAAAUGGAAACAGCUUAUUAUCGGAUGGUGAUGAGAUUACUCCACCGACUGAGGAGAACAAAGAAAUAUCUAAGGAAGUACAGGUGAGGCUUAAAUACCAUGAAGCCCGAAGAGCUAAGCCUAGAUCUUACCCUCCUUCUAUGAUCAACAAAAGAAAAAUAAAACAUUGUGGCCACUGCUGCCUUGGAUAUAAACAGAAGUGAUUCCUUGAGAGAUACUUCCACAAGCACCAUAACUUUCUUGAAGCACUUGAGAAGCUACUUGUUUGACCAAUAACGAUGGAAAUGAUUAAGAAGCCAACAAUCAUACCAUCAGGAAACCUUGUAGAAGAAAGUGUGGUGCAAAGAUUAAUAAAAGAUGGCAAGACGGAUCCAUUUAACAGAAGGCUGAGAUUGCAGAAAGUGAUACCAGACAGAUUUGCCUACGCUGUUCUAAAUUUAUUCAUCAAUAAUCAUAAAUUUUAG